This is a messenger RNA of Colletotrichum chrysophilum, 978 nucleotides long. RefSeq lists its product as uncharacterized. The transcript is spliced from 4 exons. NCBI's taxonomy places the organism in Eukaryota, Fungi, Ascomycota, Sordariomycetes, Glomerellales, Glomerellaceae. The record is from RefSeq and is a predicted model, not a curated record. The coding region runs from base 1 to 978 and encodes 325 amino acids.
AUGUCUGUUAGAGUGAUGCCAUACACCCUCAGCCGUAUCGAUUGGAGCAACCCGCGAAACGAUCCCAUUUUCCGCCAAUUCAUACCCACGAAGUCCAUAAUGCAGCCAGAUCACCCAAAGUUGACGCUUGAUUCGUUGGAAGAGGAAGCCGACUCCCCCGUCAAUGGCUUGGUUCACCGGUAUCCCGACAAGGCCCUGUUCCUCCAGAGUGUGGCAAAAGCCUCCCUCAAGCCUGGGCGUGCACGAUGGGAGGCCGUCUUCCAACACAUCGAGCGCACGCCAGAGAUCCAAGAUAUCGUCGUCUCCGGGGGAGAUUCGUAUCAACUCAUGCCUGAACAUAUUGAGAUGAUUGGUAAUCGUCUUAUCUCAAUAGACCAUGUCCGUCGGUUCAGAUUCGCUUCUAAGGGUCUUGCUGUUUGUCCGACGCGCAUUCUGGACAGAAAUGACCCAUGGACCGAUGCCGUAAUCUCGAUCUCGGACAAAGCUCGUAGAGUCGGCAAAGCUGUGGCCCUUCACACCCACAUCAACCACCCCAGCGAGAUUUCCUGGAUCACCGAGAGGGCCAGCCAGAGGCUUUUCGAGGCAGGGGUGAUGGUGCGAAACCAGUCGGUCCUACUUCGUGGAAUCAACGACGACGUUGCCACCAUGUCCAGUCUGAUCAGAAGACUCGCGGACAAUAACAUAUUCCCGUACUACGUCUACCAGCACGACAUGGUGAGGAAGUCGGAGCACCUGCGUACGCCGCUGCAGACGAUUCUGGAUCUGGAAGCCAGUAUCAGGGGUUCGAUUGCGGGCUUCAUGAUGCCGCAGUUCGUGGUCGACCUUCCUGGGGGAGGUGGCAAGCGGUUGGCAAGCACAUUCAAAUCGUACGAUCGUAGGACAGGUGUGUCGACGUAUGUGGCACCCGCGGUGACGGGCCGUGACAAGCAAAACAAGGUGUAUGAGUACCACGACCCCGUCGACUCAGUUCAACCGUGA